GUCAAAUCAUGAGCAGCCAAACCAUCCACUCGUCCGACUGCCACGUCACAUUUCACGAUCAAACACCCCUCCCUUCCUCCUCCUCGGACUCCGACCACCACGACCACCGUCCUCUUCUACUCCGACCUUCCUACGCGAGAUCGAAAUCCCUCCUCUUCGACGAGCUUCGCAGCUUUCGUAUAAGCCUCAAAUGGUGCGCCCUCGACCACUCCACGCCCCUCGGCCGAUCCAUCUCCUACCUCACAUUCUUCUCCCUCGCCGUCCUCGUCCCCAUCCUCACCUCCCUCUCUUACCACGACGACGACCAAGACAACGAAUCCACCGACGACCUCCCGUUGUCAUUCAACAAACUCGUGCAAAUACCUGAAUCCGGACUAGCCCUCAUCUCAUUCCUCACCCUGACCUCAUUCUUCCGCCGCUACGGCCUCCGCCACCUCCUCUUCCUCGACGGGCUCCACGCCGACUCCCCUCACGUCCGCCGCGGCUACUCCCUCGAGCUCCACCGCGCGUUCCGCUACCUCGCCGCCAUACUCCUCCCUUCCUUCUUCCUCCAGCUCGCCCACAAGAUCGUCUUCUUCUCCACCGUCCGCCUCACCAUCCCGCUCCCGGCCUCUGCUUGUCUCCCCGUGGAUUCGAUCAUGUUCCUUCUCGUCAUGGGAUCGUGGGUGUACAGGACGGGGGUUUUCCUGCUGGUAUGUGUUCUGUUCAGGCUGACAUGCGAGCUUCAGAUCAUGAGGUUCCAGGGGCUGCACCAGCUGUUCCAAGGGUUCGAAUACUCUGACGGCUCGUGUGACGCGAUAUACGGGGAGCACGUCAGGAUCAAGAAGCAGCUCAGAUUCACCAGCCAUAGGUAUCGCUCCUUCAUUAUUGCCUGCUUGGUUACCAUCACGGUUAGCCAGUUGGGUGCUCUGCUUCUCAUUCUAGCGUCCCGCUCUCACAAAAGCUUCCUCAACUCCGGCGAUCUCGUCGUAAUAUGCUCGGCGGUGCAGCUGAGUGGGUUGUUCUUGUGCCUGAUGGGAGCGGCGAGGAUCACGCACAGAGCGCAGGGGAUUGUGUCGCUCGCGACGCGGUGGAACAUGAUCGUGACGAGCACUGGUGCUGCAGCUAGAAGCAGCGGCGCCGGGAAAGGGACGAAGAACCAUGCCUCCAAGGAGAACAGCGGCAGCGACGGUGACUCUGACGAUACUUCAUCGUCGUCGACGUCGGAAGUUCUGAUCUCGGUUUCUGUUGAUGGGGAUCAUAACGGAUCUUCUUCCUUCCAAACAAGGCAAGCUCUGGUGGCGUAUCUGCAGCACAACAACGGAGGGAUUACACUGUUCGGGUUCCCGCUGGAUCGAGGAUUGCUGCAUACCCUCUUUGCCUUUGAGUUCUCUUUGGUGCUUUGGAUACUUAGUAAAGUUGUCGUUCUAUAAUUGAUCAUGAGAUAGAUACCAAAUCAAGGUACCAGGCCUUUAUUUGUGGCUGUGACAACUGAAAAUAUAAACCAAAGCUAC
Messenger RNA from Linum tenue, 1493 nucleotides. Lineage: Eukaryota; Viridiplantae; Streptophyta; Magnoliopsida; Malpighiales; Linaceae. The record is from the annotation of a GenBank genome assembly.